CCUGUUCAAAGUUUAUUCCGGACCACUGCAGCAGGAGUUCUUGUCGUCAACAAACCAGGAAGUCGAAAUCACAUGACUGCGCUGCAGGAAAAGGAGGAUCACGCCCACCAAACAGUUUCCUCUUCAACAAACGGGAAGUCCUCUCUCCACCGUGAGUCAUAUGAUGCGACUGUAAGGAAGGAGGAACACACUUUUACUACCGCAGAAACAACCCCCGAAAGCCCGCAAGAGAGGAACCGGGUCGGGGGUUGGGAGUGGGGAGAACCCAGCCGAGGCCUCGCGGUGACACGUCCACGUUCCCCGGGACACACCGACAGCUUCUCCGGUGCGUGAAGAGCAAACCAAAAAAAUAUAUAUAUAUAUAUAUAUAUAUAUAUACACACUUGCAGCCGAAACGUCAUACGACGUGACGCAGUGUACUAUUUAGACACGUGACGUAAUGACACGAGGGGCACUUUACCGGUUUCGUGACGCUCCGGUGGACCCGCCGAGGCUCCCCGGUUCCGACGCGGCGCGUCGCUCCACGUGAAUUGCUGCUGUCUCCCCCCCCCCGAAAGGACGCAGAGGAAGCGGCGGCGUGAGCAUGGUGAACCAAGAGGAGCUGGAGGAGAGGCUGAAGAAGCUCCUGGUGAGGCUGAAAAUCCCGCAGGAGGACCGCCAGCUGUGCACGCUGAUCCAGAUCGUCCAGGAUCUGCUUUUCCUCGCGCACUCGGACAACGCAGCCGAACUGUUUGAGGACAAAGAUGUCCAUGCCCCCCUCGUGUUGGUGCUGUCAUCCUACAUCGGCAGUAGAGAAGUCCAGCAGGUGGGCUGGUCGUUGCUCUGCCGGCUGAUUGAAAUAUGCCCCCGCACGCUGGACCGGCUGACCAGACCUCUGGAGGCCGCCAAGGACUGGGAGGUACUGGGAGUGCACCAGCAGAUCCUGAAGGUGCUCUCUCAGUACAGCACGGACGGCCGAGUCACCACGGUCGGACUCCGGGCCCUGGCCCUGCUGCUCAGAUCAGACAUGAUUCCUCUGCUGGUGCUGGAGGAGGAAGAGGAUGUGUUUGGCCUGGUGGUGCAGGCGAUGAAGACGUUUCCUGCCAGUGAAGAGGUGCAGCUCCAAGGCUGUGGAGCCCUGCAGCUCCUGUUGGAGAGAGUGAGUGACGACCACCUGGUGGAGUUCGUGGAGAACCAGGACCACGUCGUGGUUCUGGCGGCUCUGCAGAGGUUCCCGGACAACCCGGAGCUGCUCCUGCAGGCCAUGAAGGUGAUGCUGCCACUGGCUCGUCCCGUGAGUAACGUGGAGAUGUUGAUGUCGGGCGGCGCUCGGUGCUACAGCGUCGUCAUCACCGCCACGGACGCCUUCCCCGAGGUGGAGGACCUGCAGGAGACGGCCUGCUGCCUGUUGAGGAGGUUUACGUCAGAGAGUUACUACAACAUCCUGGUGCUGAACGGCGUCCAGAGGGUGGCUGUCCGAGCCUGCCGGACUUUCCCGGACAACGCCGCGCUGCAAGCCGCCGCUCUCUCCUGUCUGGCUGACCUCACCGCCACCAUCGUGCACAACAAAGCGGUGGCCGAGCAGGGCCUGGAGGAGGGCGAGGAGGAGGAGAACAGGGGCCGCGAGGAGGUGGAGGACAUGGGCCUGGGCUGGAUGGAGGCCUGCUGCACGGCGCUGGAGCUCCACGCGGCCGAGCCCGACGUUCAGGAAGCAGCGAGCUGGGCCAUUCACAACCUGUUACUGCACGGAGCUGCAGGGAACCGCUCGGAGGAGGAGCGGGACGAGAGGACUCCCGUUCACAGACAGUUGAUGGUGGCCAUGCUGCUCCACUCCUCCUCUCCCAGUGUGUUUCAAGCCGCUACCAGUGCCAUCGCCACACUCCUCACGCACAACGGUGAGAUGCGCUCCCUGCUGCUGUCCAGCGGCCUCCACGUCAACCUGGUGGAGAUGAUGAAGAGACACCCGGCCUCGCCGGAGGUUUCCAUCAACGCCUGCAAACUGCUCAGCCUGCUCUUUCAGGGAAGGACAGCCAGUCUGGAUGAGUUGAACAUGGCCAUGAGUCAGAUCCUCGGCACCAUGAAGGUCCACAACUUCCAGCCAGAGGUUCAGCUGGAGGCUCUGCAAGCCAGCCUGGUCUUCCUCUGCCCAGACCGGAGUUUGAGGGAGCACGGCGUCUCGGUGGCGGACCCCGACAUGGCCGACGUGUCGCUGAAGGUCCUGAAGAACCAGUGCGUGGUGGAAGGAGCCCACACCCUCUACCUGGAGGUUCUCAACAGGUUCAUCAGCAGCUCCGUCAUCCAGACGUGCGGCCUGAGGGUGCUGUCUGCUCUGGCCGACUGCACCGGUGCGGUGGACUUGCUCUGCCAGCAGGGGGCGAUAGACACGGUGCUGCACACACUACAGAUGUUCCCACGGGAACGAGAGAUACACUACUGGGGCUUCACCCUGCUCACCUACCUCGUGUCCAAGAAGAAGCUGUCGCGGAUGAUCGUACCCGUUCUGGCCUCGGUCGUGGUCGCCUCCCUCAUCCAGUACGGAGACGACUCCGAGGUGCUGCUGAAGUGUUUUCAGGUGGCUCUGAGGAUGCUGGACGUCUGUUCAGGAGCAGCCGCUGAGCUGCAGAGGGAAGACUUUGACAGGCAGAUCUUCAGACACCUCAGAGAGGAGACCCCGGACCAGAACAACUGUGCUCUGCGUAAGCCGGCCUGCCUGGCUCUGUCUAAGAUGUGGUGCGACUCCCAGCUGCACUACGACAUGCUGGAAAAGGCGUGCGAGGACGGAGACGCCGCGCUGGCCGAGUGUCUGAUCGAGCUGGGCGCCGACGUCAACGGGAAGACCAAGACGGAGUCUCUCAUCUACCAGGUGUGUGAGCGAGGCGGACCCCUCGAACUGGUGGAGCUCCUCCUCAGCCGGGGCGCCCACGAGCAGCACCUGCGCAGGGCUCUGGCCGUGAGCGUGAAGCGCGGCGAGGGGCCCACGGUCAUCCAGCUGCUGGGCCGCCUGGGCCUGGACCUCAACAACAGCGCCCUCUGCCUCGGGGGCUUCAGGCUCGGCCGCCUGGACGCCGCCUGGCUCAGCCCCCUGCUGGCGGAGAGAGGCCGCGCGCUCACCCGCCGCUCCAACAGCAGUAAAGGUGUGAGCUUGGCGAGGUACAUUCAGUCGUUCCAGAGGUCCAAGAGCGUCGGCGGUCCUCCGAGACCGCUGGGCGACCCCUGUCUGACCUCCCCCUGUCUGACCUCCGGCUACAUCUCCGACGAGAGCGACGACUCCAGCUUCAGCUUCGCCUCCGUGGACGACGGCCUGUUCUUCAAAGACGACGCGGAGAGCGACGGAAGUGACUCUUUGUCGGGCGUUCUGUCUCCAAAGCCGCACAAUAAAUCGUUGGAGGAGUUGACGGCGGGGUCCUUCAACAGGAAGCCGGGGCGCCGCAGACAUGCCAGCGCAGAGAGUGGUCACAUUGACACUGAACACAGUGAGCAUGUCCAGAGGAGAAGUGGACGGACCGGCUCCAGUCAAAAAGUGUUCGGGCCCGGCGAGAGCUCCGCCCCUCCGUGCCGAGAGAGAGAGCGGAUCCUCCUGCUGGACCUGUCGGGUAACGAGCUGGCCUCCCCGUCCUGCCUGCUGGACGACGGCUUCGUCCGGCAGCAGCUGGGUCACCUCCUCCGCCUGGACCUGAGCCACAACGGCCUGCUGGAGUUCCCCUCGGCUCUCUGCCGGAGUUUGAGGAGUCUGACCCGACUGGACCUGCAGGGCAACCAGCUGCGGUCGCUGCCCGCGGAGCUGCUGUCUCUGCUCUCGCUGAGCACGCUCAACGUGUCCCGCAACUGCGUGGGACCCCUGCUGACCUUUGACCCCGCCGUCGCCUGCCCGUCGCUGCGGCAGCUCAACCUGUCGUUCAACCGAAUCGCCGCGUUCCCCCACGAGCUCGGCCGCGCCGCGGCUCAGCUGGAGGAGCUGUUCCUGGAAGGGAACGGUUUAACGGAGCUCUGCGUGCCGCUGCGUCUGCCGGAGAUCAAGCUGCUGGACGUGAGCAACAACAGCGUGGAGGACAUCUCUCCGGACUUCCUGACCGGCUGCCCCAAACUGGAAACCUUCAGCGCCUCCGGCAACAAAAUAUGUUCACUGUCGCACCUCCCGACCAAGAUCACAACGCUAAAACUGUCAAACAACAGCUUCACCGACGUCCCCGAGGCCAUACUUCACCUCCCAAACUUGCGCUCGGUGGACAUGAGAACCAACCGCAUCGCUGUUCUGCCCGGCCCGGGACUCUGGGAGUCCAGCAACCUCCGAGAGCUGAUGUUCAGCCAGAACGCCAUCAGGGUUCUGGACCUGAGUGGGCCGAUCGCCAAGUGGACCCGACUGGAGAAGCUCCACCUGAGCGACAACAAGCUCGCUCGGAUCCCCCAGCAGAUCGGCCUGUUGGAAGGACUCACCUCGCUGGACGUGAGUCGUAACGCCAACGUGCGCUCCUUCCCCGACGAGAUGGGGAAGCUGGGCCGCCUGUGGGACCUCCCGCUGGACGGCCUCCGACUCCAGCUGGACCUCAAGCUCAUCGGCAGCAAGACCAAAGACAUCGUCAGGUUCCUGCAGCAGCGGCUGAAGAAGGCGGUGCCGUACUACCGCGUGAAGCUCAUCGUGGUGGGGAACGCCGGCAGCGGGAAGACCGCCCUGAUCCAGCAGCUGAUGAAGCUGAAGCGCUCCCAGGCGGCGAACAACCCCAAGCUGGCCGGCGUCGGCAUCGACGUCCGGGACUGGACCAUCAAGGAGCGGGACAAGAAGAGGAUGGUGCUGAACGUCUGGGACUUCUCAGGAGGAGAGGAGUUCAGCGGCUCUCACCCUCACUUCCUGACCUCCAGAGCUCUCUACCUCGUGGUGUACAACCUCAGCAAAGGAGCCGGUCAGGUGGACGCCCUGAAGCCCUGGCUCUUCAACAUCAAAGCCGUCGCCCCCCUGUCCCCGGUCAUCCUGGUGGGAACCCACACGGACGUGAGCGACGAGCUGCAGCUCCAGGCCUGCCUGACCAAGAUCCGGGAGGAGCUGCUGAACCACCAGGGCUUCCCGGCCAUCAGGGACUACCACAUGGUCUCGGUCUGCGAGGACUCGGACGCCAUGGCCAAGCUGCGCAAGGCCAUCGCCAGGGAAGUCGCCGGCUUCAAGAUCCAGGGCCAGCCCGUGAUGGGCCAGCUGGUUCCGGACAGCUACGUGGAGCUGGAGCGCCGGGUUCUGCAGGAGAGGACCAGGGCUCCCCCCGAGUUCCCCGUGCUGAGGCACCGGGAGCUGCUGCAGCUCAUCCAGGAGAGUCAGCUGCAGCUGGAGGAGGCGGAGCUUCCCCACGCCGUCCACUUCCUCAGUGAAGCCGGGGUUUUACUGCACUUUGAUGACCCUGCUCUUCAGCUCCAGGAGCUCUACUUCAUCGACCCCCAGUGGCUGUGCAACAUCAUCUCCCAGAAACUGACGUUGAAGAGCGGCGGCUUCUGGGAGCCCCCGAAAGGAGUCGUUCAGCGCUCGGCGGUGGAGAAGUUCCUGUCUGAGACCCGAUGUUUCCCCAAGAGCCACCUGACGCAGUUCUUCAAACUGCUGGAGAAGUUUCAGAUCGCUCUGCCCUUCGGCGAGGACCAGCUGCUGGUGCCCAGCAGUUUGUCCAAACACCGGCCGGUGAUCGAGCUGCCUCACUGCGAGAACUCCGAGGUGAUCGUGCGCCUGUACGAGAUGCCGUACUUCCCCCUGGACUACUGGUCUCGCCAGAUCAGCCGCCUGCUGGAGGUCUCGUCUUACCUGCUUUGCGGAAGAGAAAAAGCGGUGCGACCCAACCGGAUCUACUGGAGGAGGGGCGUGUACCUGAGCUGGUCCCCGGAGGCCUACUGUCUGGUGGAGGCCUCCUCGGGGGAGGGGAACCCCUCCAGCUUCGUCAGGAUAACUGUGCCCUCCUCGCGCAAAGGCCGGGUGCUGCUGGGUCAGGUGGUGGACCACGUCGACUCCCUGCUGGAGGAGUGGUUUCCCGGCCUGCUGAACACCGACGUGCACGGCAGUGGCGAGGCUCUGCUGAAGAAGUGGGCCCUCUACAGCUUCGAGGACGGGCAGGAGUGGAGCAAGAUCCUGCUCGAGGACCUCUUCACCUGUUUCGACAACGAUUUCCUGCUGGUGAACCCGGAGGACCCCCGCUGCACACUUCCCAUCUCUCAGAUCGCCCCCGACUUGGUGCUGAGUGACCAGCCGGCGGGGACGAUACUGGACGCCGAAGAGCUUCACAUCGACAUGUCGAAGGAGAACCGACUGGGGGACGGGGGCUUUGGGACGGUCUAUCGAAGCGUCUACAAAAACGAAGAAGUGGCCGUGAAGUUAUUCAACAAGCAUGCGUCUGAGCUUUACAUCUACAGGCUCCUCAGACAGGAGCUCGUGGUGCUGGGUCGCCUCCGUCACCCCAGCCUGGUCAGCCUGCUGGCGGCCGGCAUUUCUCCUCCGGUCCUGGUGAUGGAGCUGGCUCUGAGAGGCUCGCUGGACUUCCUGUUUGAGCACGAGCACGGCGGCCUCAACAGGAAGCUGCAGCACAGGAUCGCCCUGCAGGUGGCCGACGGACUCAGGUACCUCCACUCGGCCAUGAUCAUCUACCGGGACCUCAAGCCCCACAACGUCCUGCUCUUCAACCUGAAGACCGACUCCGAGAUCAUCGCCAAGAUCACCGACUACGGCAUCGCUCAGCACUGCUGCGGCAUGGGCGUGAGGAGCUCGGAGGGCACGCCGGGUUUCCGAGCCCCGGAGGUCGCCCGGGGCAACGUGACCUACAACCAGCAGGCCGACGUGUUCUCCUUCGGCCUGCUGCUCUACGACCUCCUGACCUGCGGCGAGCGAAUCUCCGACGGCAUGAAGUUCCCCAGCGAGUUCGACGAGGCCGCGGUGCAGAGGAAGCUGCCAGACCCGGUGAAACACUACGGCUGCUCACCGUGGCCGGGCUUCCAGGUGCUGAUGAAGGACUGUUUGGGGGAAAGCCCUCAGGGUCGACCCACCUCUGCUCAGGUGUUCGACCGGCUGAACUCCGUGGAGAUGUUGUGCCUGAUGAGGGAGUUGCCGGUUCCCCGGGUGUUGAACGGCGAGUGCCUCGCGGUGAGCGCCGGCGGUGGCGGCGGUGGCGGCGGUGGCGUCGGCCCCCCGAACAGCCUCCGAGCCUGGCUGGGUGGAGGCAGCAGCGCCCAGAGACUCGGCUCCAUCACGGCGUUGGACCUGGACGACGGCGCCGUCGCCACGCAGGAAAUAGACUCCAGUCCCGUCUUGUGUCUCGUGACCGUCCAAAUCCCGAGCGAGGCGUGCGAUUGGCUGGUGGCGGGCACCCAGUCCGGCUCCUUGGUGGUCUUCAGCGCUCGGGACCCGACGGCUCGGCACCGCCUGCAGAGCGUCGCGGACGCCGUCACCUCGCUGUACUUCCACGUGCACCCUCGUCGCACCCAGAGAAAGAAUUACUUGCUUGUCGGGUCAGCCGACGGAGUGCUCACCGUUUACGAAGACUCUGUUCUCCAGCAGGAGAACGGGCAGCCGGUCAAAACGCUGGCGGUGGGCCACGCCGACACGCCCGUCGUGUGCCUGGGCCAGUCGUCCCAUCCGCUGGACAGCAGGUCGGUGUGGGCCGGCUGCGGCGCCAAGAUCCUCUCCUUCACCGCCGACUACGACGUCUGCAAGAGCAUCGACACCAGGCCCAGCCUCGUCCUGCAGCAGCAGCGGUCGCCGGGAGGAGAAGCGCGUGUGUCGCAGCUCGUCGUGGACAAAUAUGUUUACCUGAGCAAAGCCGGGACCGCAAGCGUCGAGGUCUGGGACAAGAGGGGCGAGAGGAUGGUGGACUGCAUCGACUGCGCUCAGAUCAUCAGAGGCAGGAAGGGCGGUGAGGCGGAGCCGCCCGGCGAGGCCCGAGUGAAGGCGCUGCUGGUGCAGAGCGCCGCAGCUCUCUGGGUCGGCACUAGAGGGGGCCACCUGCUGCUGCUGGAGCUCUCCACACACCAGGCGCUGCAGGUCAUCGGCCCCUGCUGCGACUCCGUCCGCUGCAUGGCCUCUGCGCUCAUAGAAACACUAAACUGGAAGAACGUGGUUCUGGUUCUGGGCAGAAGACUCCCGCAGGACGCCAGUCAGCUCGACAAGGAGUCUGUGCUGAUGGUGUGGAACGGCACGCUGCCGAUGGAGGUCAAGGACCUGAACAAGCACUGCGAGAAGAGGGAGCAAAUGGCGGUCAAAAUGAGCGAGCGGCUCCAGCACGACUGAGCCCCCCCCGCACACGUUGAGUGUUCGUCGAAAAAGGGAUCGACUCUCCGGUGGAUCGAUUGAAGGUUUUACUUCAUUUUCUGACAGACAUUCUCACUUUCUCAGGGGGGAGCACGUUGCAAUGAAUCAAUCAAAAAAAAGAUGCACACUUAUAAAAAUGAUUUGCUGUGUUUUACAAGACAAUCUUUGUAAUUUGUGAAGAGAGACGUUGUUGUUGUUGUUGUUUUUUCUUCUAAAAAGGGACACAGAUGGUCUGAUUUGCGUUGUUAUGAACGCAGACGUUCAGGAAGCACCUGCUUCCUUCUUCCGAUGAACACGUAGGAUGGUUUACAAAAAAAGGAAAUGGAGAGAAUGCCAAAGUGAAAAAAAAAAAAGCCUCUAAAAAGUGUACAUUUGAUUAUUUAUUCUCACGCGUGUUUACCUGCGAGUCUCAGGUGUACAAAGUUUGUAUGUCGAGCCGUCAGUAAAUACUAUUGUAUGACCUGUGACGGCUAUUUGUUAAUGUAAAUGAACACAGGAGUAAAAAAAAUACGUCAAUUAAAUCUUUUGUUUUGAUUUACGGAUUUUAUAAAUAUUUUUUUCUCUU
Cyclopterus lumpus (lumpfish) is the source of this 8810-nucleotide messenger RNA. It is a transcript of the gene lrrk2, whose product is annotated as leucine-rich repeat kinase 2. Gene Ontology annotation, molecular function: ATP binding; protein kinase activity; protein binding. Gene Ontology annotation, biological process: protein phosphorylation. Bases 584 to 8224 code for a protein of 2546 amino acids. The record is from RefSeq and is a predicted model, not a curated record. Gene Ontology annotation, cellular component: plasma membrane. NCBI's taxonomy places the organism in Eukaryota, Metazoa, Chordata, Actinopteri, Perciformes, Cyclopteridae. The transcript has 52 exons.